AGAUAACUUUCGAAUAAAUUAUCCGCACACUUUGUUUGUUCUUCGUCCACCUGAAGACAAUUUGCAGCUGCUGCUGCUGAGUGUGAGCCAUCGUCAACAACGUGGUUUCCGUUUCGGGCGUUGUUGGUUGGUGGAUCAUAGCUAGCUAGCUAGGGUUCAUCAGCAAUAAUUCCCAAUCAAGCCGUAGACGAUGCUGUUAUGAGGCGUCCCACUGCCGUGCCGUCGGGCUUGAGCUGAUCGGAGGUCUGGAUCUCGUCGCCGGAUGGAGGGGGUGGCUGUAGCGUCUCUAGACUUGCCUCUUCCGAGUCACACAGAUGGAUUGUGAUGACAGUGAUGAUCAAAGUCAGAAUUUUCACCUAGUUGCUGACAAUAGUACGAAGGUUUCUUCUGUUUUGUGCCCUUAUGCUCUUCCCAAAUUUGAUUUUGAUGAGAACCUCCAUGGACAUUUAACUUUUGACAGCUUAGUUGGAAACGGAGUUUUUCUCGGAGUUCCUAAUCAGGAAGACAACCCGUGGAUUGAAGAACUUUCUCGAGGAAGUAGUGGAAUAGAGUUUAGUCCCAGUGCUGCCGAGUCGUGCUCUGUCACUAGGCGCAAUAAUGUCUGGUCCGAAGCAGCAUCAUCAGAAUCUGUUGAAAUGCUGCUAAGAUCAGUAGUCCAGGAACAACAAAAUCUUCCGGUGGAUACCGUUCUUGAGGAAUCAGAUGCUGGGAAUGAUUUGGCUAACAUAACAUCACAAAUGGAACCAAAUCUUAAAGAGGAUAAUAAUUUAGAUCAUGUUAAAGAUUCUAUUGCAAGUGUACAACCCAAUGAGUUUCCUAGGUCAAACGAUACUACUGAGGCUAAUGCCAUCCAGAUCGCUGUGCAAACUCAAAUGGUGGAAAAUUAUACUUAUGAGAAUGUUGAAAGCAGGGAGAACGUCCAGAGUGUUAAAAUCACAACUGAGGAUUGCAUUCAAGUUGAAUUGAGUAGUAAUGAUUCUAACAAAGCAGAAGUUUACACUUUAGAGGAUGAAACCUUUGUUAACCAAAGGAAAGCAAAAUCAUCUGCUUUGGGUGUUCAAAGUGAGGAGUGUUCUUUCGAUACUAUUAUGGUAGGGCAUCCAAGUGAGAGAGAUAAAUUUUCUGAAGUUCAUCUUGAACCUACGAGUGGAUUACCUGGUAAUUUUUGUAAAGGAAUGGUGGAUGAUGCUAUAGUGAACCAAAGCAUUGCUAUGGAUGAUGCAAAGUCACGUCCUAUGGUUUAUCAGGCAGAUAUUCCUGCUGCUAGUAGGGAUUGUUCCUCCAAUGUUACCUUAGAUGAAAGUGUUGCCAAAGCUAGGGUUGAAAGCACAAUUAGUAUUUUGGGGGAAUCUUCUAGUCUGGUAGGAAGUUUGGACCAUGAUUUGUCUUGUGCUGAGCUAUGCAAGAUAGAUGUACCUUUCACUGAAUCACCUAAAGUCAGGGAGUCUGGCAUUGUUGCAUCACCUAAAGCAACCAAAAAUCAACACCUGAAUGAUGAUCGUAGUAUGUUACAAGAGGAGACGUCUGCGGCCUUAAAUAGUGCAUGUGCAUCUGAUGUGCGUGUUGCAAAUGCGAAAGAAGUUGAAGGCGUUGAGACCUGCUCCAAUCUUGAGCCCGAGAAGUGUUUGGCUUUAAAAAUAGUAGAUGGACAAAACCCUGUAGCUCAAGAACACAAUACUCUUGGUAGUGUUAUCUCACCAGAUCAGAAACCUUCUUUUUCAGAUCAGAAGCCUUCAUUUGUUAGUCCUGAGAGAUUAAGUGAGCCUUUUGGACCACAAAUUGUUAGCAAUAUUGCCCAAAAAAGUGAUUGUGGUGCUAUGAUGGAUGGAACCAUCCCUGCAGUAAUUUCUGAGGAGGGACAUGCAGAUGAGGGUUUGGAACAUGGAAAUGAGGGUAUAGAGACAGAUGGAGUGGUACUAGACAGCGGGCACCAUGCUUCAUCCCCUUCCCAAGUUGAACACACACAAAUCUAUAGAGAAAUAUUUCCCUCUGAGUUACCUGUCAACAAAUGUUACAGUGACAAAACUGCUUCUACUCAUGAGAAAGGGAUAGCAAUGCCGUAUGUUAUUGGAUCCUCUUCCACUUUUGAAGAGCAUAUAAAUGAUGUUAAAACUAUCUGUGCACCUAAGCUCGAGACUUCACUACAGAUCAAACAAGAUGCUGGUGAUGUUGGUCAAUAUUGCUCCACAGAUGAUAAAAUAAGAGGUGGCAGUCAUGACAUGUUAAUGAAAAGGGGAAAUCAGGAUAAAACAGCUACUAUUGGAGAGCACAAUGAAGCAAAUAAUGAUGGACAACACUUGCCAAAACCUGGAGAGACAGGAAGUAUUGCGGAACCUGUUGUUCCUUUGGCUUCUGAUGCUGCUGACAACUGCACUCUUAAUCUGCAAGCUGAGAAGAACAAUCAAGACUUCGGUGAUGGGGCUGUGGCUGAGAGAAUCCCACCUUCUCAAGUUACAGAUGAUGUUGGUGGUAAGGCUCAGUCAACAUGCAUGAACUCUGGCCUAGUUGCUUCGUGUAAAGACAAGGAGGACUCUAAUGUGAAGAUCACUCCUAAAAUCGAUGAGGCAUUGCCUCUGGUUUCUGCUGGCGCAAAAGCUGAUUCUAAGGCGGUGUUGGAAAUUCCUCUGGUGCCUGAUCAGUUAACACCUUUUAGGGGCACAACACAAGCUGGUUCUGAGUGUAAAAAAAAGCACGGCUCUGGUAAGGAAGGCAGAAAAAGUACUAAGGGAAACCAAUUGAAGGAAGCCCCUGUCAAAUUCACAGAGAGGAUGGACAAAUCACUUGUCAACAGGGAGAGCAGUGACACAAAGAUCAGUGGCAUUGUUUCAGCUCCAACAUCCACUCUUCCAGAUCUGAACACCUCCGUUCCAUCUGGAUUGCUCCAGCGGCAUUUCACAGAUUCACAGCAAGUACAACUACGAGCACAAAUCUUUGUUUAUGGAUCUUUAAUUCAAGGUGCAGUACCUGAUGAGGCCUGUAUGCUUUCAGCCUUUGGGACAACUGAUGGAGGGAGGAACAUUUGGGAGCCUGCAUGGCGUGCUUGUGUACAAAAGAUUUGUGGACAUAAAUCUCAUGCUAUUGGCCCUGAAACUCCUGUUCAGUCAUGCUCAGGUGAAAAGGCUACACAUCAGUCAAUCAAACAGGGUUUUCAUAAAAGCAAAGUUCUUUCAUCUCCGGCAGCUCAAUCAAGCAGCAAGUGCUCUCCUACACCUGCUGUCAUUCCUCAGUUACGUCUUUCAUCACCUCCUUGGAAUAAAAGCACUCCCUGUGAUCGCCCAUUGACUAGUGUGGUUAGUGGAGCGGUCAUAGAUUAUAAGUCAUUUUCUUCUCUGAAUCCUUGGCAGAUCCCUCCUGGGCAAAACAUUCCUGGACAUGCUGCCUUAUCACCACCGGUAUCAUUACCUUUUCCUGGGGUUGCUUCUCUACAAACUAGUGCUUUAGAUGUUUGUGUGCGUGGCCCUGUUUUGCCUAUUACAGAACCAGUGAAGUUGACUCCGAUCAAAGGAUCACCCAGUGCUAGUUCUUGUAGAAAGCACAUUCCAGCAAAUUCCAUUGCCUCUAGUUUACUUUCUGGUACUCCAGAUGGCAAUACGUCUAUGAUAGAAAACAAAAGGCCCCCAGCAUCACCUGCGGAUCUUAAACAUAGAAAGAGAAGAAAGCCUUAUGUUUCUGAUGGUCGUGGGCCGAUCACAUCGCUACCCAUUGCUCCAGCAGAGCUGGUUUCUCCCUCUGGAUUGGUUUCAUCGGUGGCCACAUGUCAGUCACAACCAUUGUCUGCUCCAGUGGUUAGUAGUAUCUGUUCUACAUUAGUCUCCGUCACUGCCUCUCCAAGCUCUUUGUCUAGAGAAAGAUCUGAUUUAGUCGAUGCUUCCUCAUUCUUAGUUGACCAUUCCAAAAGAGUGGACAUUAAUGCAGCAAAAAUAACUCUAACUCCAGAUGAUAUUAAACAAGUCGAGGUGGCUAAACUACAAGCUGAAGAAGCUUCAGCACAUGCUGCUGCUGCUCUUGGUCACUGCCAAGGAAUAUGGGCCGAGUUGGAUAAACAGAAGAAUUCUAGCUUAAGGCCUGAAAUUGAAGCUAAGCUAGUGUCUGCAGCUGUAGCUAUAGCGGCGGCUGCUUCUGUUGCAAAAGCAGCAGCAGCUGCUGCUAAAGUUGCAUCAGAUGCUGCUGCACAAGUGAAGCAGAUGGUUGGUGAAGCAAUGGUUUCAAGCAAAAGUUUCUCAAUUGAAAACAUCUCUCUUUCUCUUACUAACUAUGUUAGCAACUCAUUGAGUGCAACUCCAUCUAUAGUGAUGGAUGAAGUUGAAAACUAUGGCUCUAUUGAAGCCACACCAACUGCUCCAGAGCAUCCAAAGAAUUCACUAGGCUUAGUAAAGGCUGCUGAAUUGGCUGCUGAAGCAGUAUUGCAUGUUGGAAAAGUUGUUAUGAUGGAUCCUCAACCUUUGAGCGAAUUAGUAAAAUCAGGCCCUGAUGGCUACUGGAGAGUUUCUGAACCCAUGCCUGUGAUGGGUGUAAAAUCAAAAGAUGCCAAUGGGGAGAAGUCGGAUGUGGACAUGGUUGAACUAGGGUCUGAUGAUUUUGCUAAGCAAUCUGAGUGUCCAUCUGUUAUAACAUCACAUGCCCUAAAAAUUAGUUCACCGCUCCAUCCAAGAGGGACAUCUGAUAAUAUGGAUGGAAGUGUCAGGGCUGGAGGUAUUUCAUCUUCUAUUGUAUGUGCUGAAAAUGAUUUAAAUAGUAACAAGGGUUUUGAAACAUUAGAAUUGAGAAAGACCUUUGAGGUUUCUACUGGGCCAGAAAUUGAUGGUGGGCCCAUUUCCCUAAAUCAAGAUGACUAUGGAAACAUGGUUGCUUCAACAAAAGACAACAUCAAAGAGGGCUGUCGUGUGGAGGUGCUCAGAGAUAGUGGAAACCACAAGGCCUGGUUCACUGCCAAUGUAUUGAGUUUGAAAGAUGAGAAUGUGUACAUCGCUUACACUGAUCUCCAGUCAGACGCAGGUUCAGGACAGCUAAAGGAGUGGAUUCCUCUAAGCUUUGAUGGUAAUGAUGAACCGAUCAUACGUACGAACCAUCCUAUGGCUGCUGCUCACAUUGAGGGAGCUCGAAAGAGGCGAAGAACGGCUGUGAAGGACUAUGUUUGGUCUGUUGGUGAUCGGGUUGAUGCUUGGAUACACAAUUGCUGGAGAGAAGGGAUUGUCGUUGAAAAGAACAAAAAGGAUGAAACUAUAUUGAGCGUCAAUUUUCCAGCACAGGGAGAUACUGCAGUGGUUAGAGCUUGGAACCUCCGCCCAACCCUUAUUUGGAAGGAUAGAGUGUGGGUAGAGUGGCACACCUCAAGAGAUGAGUCUGCUUUUAAGCAUGAUACUCCAAAAACGAAAAGAAUGAAGUUGGGAAAUCCUGCUGGUGAGACCAGUGUAAUGACCAAUAUCUCAAAAGAAGACAUUGAUGUCCCAAGAUCUCGGGAAAAUAGUGAAGAAAGUUUGCUCCCGCUAUCUGAUAAUGAAAAACUGUAUAAUGGUGGUAAAAAUUGUUAUGAGGAUAAGCCCAACAAACCCAGAACAACUAGAUCUGGUGUACAGAAAGAAGGGUCCAAAGUUGUUUUUGGCGUACCCAAACCAGGAAAGACUCAAAAAUUUAUAGAAGUAAGCAAGCAGUAUGUUUCAGAAUGGGGCAGGAAGAACAAUGAUUCCGUUGAUAACUUUGCUAAGUAUGUAAUGCCACAAGGGUCUGAAGCUCGAAGGAAAGACAAUAAUGAUUCAAAAACCAGUGCUGAAGAGAAGGAAGUACCCGAAUUCAAAUCCAGGUCUCUUAAAUCUAGAAAACCACCGCUCAGUUCAUGCCGGACUUCAAAAGAUACCUCUUUGACACCGAUCACUGAAGAAGCAGGUGAAGAACGUGCACAAAACUAUUCUGAGACUCUUUGUGCUGAAUCUGUUAAGGAAUCAAAAACAUCAUCAAGCAAACCUGUGAUGGUAAAGGGAAAUAAUGCUCCUUCCAGUAGCAAGGAACCCAAAGUUGAGAUUGACAAGUCCAUUCCUGAAGCCAGUGGACCACCACGGAGGUCAAAUCGUAUGAUUCAUCCGACAUCAAGGUUGCUGGAAAGUUUGCAGAGCUCAAUACUUGUUCCGAAAUUCCCAGCUCUGUCUCACAACAAAGGUCACAGAAGCCACCACAGGGACACACCUAAAGGGUAACAGUUUGGAUUUGACAUUUUCACCUCCCUGCAAAGGAUGGGUGUCCUUCACUUGUAAGUUAAUUCCAGAAUGUGAUUAUGUAAUAAUUCCAUACGCGACCGCAUGACAUCUAGUAGUGUCACAACGAUCAAGACGCAUAAUUUUCUUUCUUUAGAAUUUAUUUGAGGUGAAACUGGAGAUGGGAAAAACAUUAGCUGUUGUAAUCUUUAGGCAGUAGGUGUUUAUAAAUAGGGCUGUACAUGAAACUCUUCUUCUAGUUGGAUAAAUGCUGCAGUCAUAUACUGUAUUUCAAAACUUGGUAUUGUAUUAGGCAUUUAUGCUAAAGUGUAAGAACUAAACUCUCCUUUUUCUUCAGGAAAUUUGCUAACUAUAGGUU
Cuscuta campestris is the source of this 6567-nucleotide messenger RNA. The record is from the annotation of a GenBank genome assembly. NCBI's taxonomy places the organism in Eukaryota, Viridiplantae, Streptophyta, Magnoliopsida, Solanales, Convolvulaceae.